Molecule: messenger RNA, 369 nt
Organism: Acaulospora colombiana
Lineage: Eukaryota; Fungi; Glomeromycota; Glomeromycetes; Diversisporales; Acaulosporaceae
Source: the annotation of a GenBank genome assembly
AUGGAAAAUACAUUGGUUAUUGAUGACAAUGAAGAAGCUACUCUCAAUACUGGUGCAUUUGACCGAGCGGAUAGUCAGAUUGGGUCGUCUUCAACAAAUCAGCCGAUGGACACUGAUGAACCACAAACUAGAUCCGAUAGUAUUCUUGGUUUUGAUACUCUUGAUUUAAAUGAAGUCGACGGAAUAACUUCAUCUCGGCUAAAACGAUUCCAAGAUUUGUUACAUCAAGUGACAUCAAGAUCCGAUUUUGAUGGACAAAAAUUCUUUAACGAUUUGCUGGAAGAUAUUAAUAAUGACUUACCAGAGGAUCAAAAAUUUUCUAAGGACGAGGCAGAAGCAGCUCUAAAUCUUAUGGCAAAGAAAAACAAA